Molecule: messenger RNA, 783 nt
Organism: Mycosarcoma maydis (corn smut)
Lineage: Eukaryota; Fungi; Basidiomycota; Ustilaginomycetes; Ustilaginales
Exons: 4
Coding region: 1-783 (260 amino acids)
Biological process (GO): purine nucleoside catabolic process
Molecular function (GO): guanosine deaminase activity; zinc ion binding
Source: RefSeq, a predicted model, not a curated record
AUGUACAUCGCCACGAUUGCCUCAGUCUUGCUGGCUGCAAUUCAAGCUGUCGCUUACAGGGAGGACAUUCACCCCGAAUUCCAUUCUGGCUUGUCCAUCAAUUCGGUUCCUGCUACGGAUCGCGACCACUGGAUGCGACUCGCCAACUCUGCCGUCUACUAUCCACCGGUAUCCCAUCCGUGUCCACAAGCGCCGUUCGGAACAGCAAUCGUCAACACGACAUCAAACGAGCUCAUCUGCGCCAUUGCCAACCGUGUCGGUUCGACAGGUGACCCAACUCAGCACGGUGAAAUCACAGCGAUUCAGCACUGCACCAACGUCCUGCAGAGGAAAGGCCUGUCACCACAAGAAAUUCUGGCAGCUUGGAAGCAUUUCAGUCUGUACACGAACGCAGAGCCCUGUACGAUGUGUCUGAGCGCCAUCAGAUGGGCUGGGUUCAAGGAGGUCAUCUAUGGAACUAGCGUCAGGACUAUUGCCGAGAAUGGUCGAAACCAAAUUUAUAUCCCCUCAAACCUCGUGCUCGAGAAGAGCUACUCGUUUGGUCAUGCUACGCUGAUGCUCGGAAACGUUCUGACAGAAGAGACGGACCCUUUCUUCCAGCACCAAUUCAACGAAUCAGCACCGUGUCCUGUUGGCUGCCGCAGGUCUCGAGUCGACGAUGCCCGCGUUAAGACGUGCGAGCCGGUAUCUGAUUGGCAAAAGCUGGUGGAUCUGUCACACGCUGCAGAUGAUCGCAUGGGAACUCAACCGACGCCCAAAACUCCACUUCACAUUGAGCUGUGA